UUCAUGGCAACUUCUGCCUUUGCAGAGGAAUCACUUAUUUUAAUAGGUUACGUAUUACUUCACAAACACAGAUGGAGCUGCUUUCCAUUUUAAGGCUUCAGUGAGAAGUCUCUCACUUCUAACACAUCAUUUUAAUGCCAUGAUAUAGUCAGGUAAAGGCCCUAGUUGUGAAACAUCUGUGUUCUACAUUAUAUGAGUUAGAACACAGUUGCAAAUACAAGCAAAAAAGAAGUCCUUAAAAAAAGACAUACCUCUUCUCCCAUUGUGAAGUAAAACUGCCUUCCUAGAGAUUAUAGUAAGCGUUCAAGAGCAGCUAGAGUCCUCCCACUUCCUUGGAAGUGCUGAGCUCACUAAGUCUAGGAGACCAAGCCUAAAACUGAGUCACACUUUAAAGCCAAUAUGAGCUAUGAGGAAACAAAGCUUGCAUUUGUUUAUUUCACAGGAAACCUGGAACUUCUUGCAGUUUGGGUUACAUCAGGGUAGUGGUUUUUUCUCCUUACCAGAGAGAGAGAGAGAGAGAGAGAGAGAGAGAGAGAGAGAGAGAGAGAGAGAGAGAACUUGGACUUCUUCUGACAACAUAUACAGAGAAGCAGAACAGACAACAUGAGCACAGAGGAUACCAUUAUUUUCUGAAUUCCUGAGAGAAUACUUCUAAACAAAGGAAAGGGAACACUGAAAAUAUAACAAACAGAAAUAAUGACAACCCUGGAGUGAUUUGUCACACAGACACACACUGAGCACCUCCAGCAUCAAUAUGCUCAGCUGAAAAUCAUGCAGUGGAACAGGUUCAGAUUUGACUCAUGCAGGGCAAGAUGCCACCCACACUGAGUCACCAAACCCAGUUUCCUAAAAGAUGAGUUUCAAUUCAAGCCACUGAUGGAAUACACUAUCUGGAAACAGUAAAACAUAGUCAUCCAGUUUUCCAACAGCUUAUUCUUAAACUGCACAACAUUUUCUCGACUCCAAAUGCUUGAAGAACUCCACUGGAUAAGAGUGCCAGUCUUGGAUUAGGUACACUUUCUGAAACAUGUUAACACUCAGCUCCAACAACAACCCAGUAGGAUAGCUCACUUGCACCAGGUGACGUAUCCUGUUGCUCUGAUUCUCAUCCCCCACUUAUUUGUCACCUAGGAUAAGGGGUGUAGGAUUCCCACUGCCUUAUAGUGGUCUACUAGGGAGCAGGGGGACUUCCGGGAAGGGUGACUUUGCUUGUGCCUGCUUUUGAGACGAGCUCUCGUCUCAGAAGAAGCUUUUUCAGUUUUAAAAUCAGUCAGAACGUUCUUUUUGACUGGUAAAGAUUUUCUCCCGGGCAGGGAGAAACGUAGAGAUUAACCACAAAAGCCUGUUUUUGUUGGGAGGACUGGAUUUCAUUAAUUUAUGAGAGAAGGUUCAGCCAGCAAAUGCCGGACGGACUUCCAACAAGCUCUAACUGAUUAAGCGACACGUUUAUCUUUUCUUCAAAGAAAAACGGACUUUAACAGGCAAGCAUCCUUCUUUCUAUUUUUUUUUCACUUGGUUUAAAUCGUUGCAGCAAAAAGAGAUUUGUCAAUGAAUCAGCUAUAAAGAAUUUCUGGGUGAGUUAUAACUCUUCUCUUUUAUUCACGAAAUUAAGGAGGAAAGAAAUUGAAAAAGCUUAUCUUUGUUUUUAUUGCAAAAAGCUGGCCUGGAAGUGCAUUCUAAAGAUACAAACAGAAGAGGGAUUUCUAUUUCGAGGAGGGAAAAAAAAUAAAUAAAUUUGAUUUAUGAACUUUGGAGUAUUAUAUGUCCGGGACUAUUUUCUUUUUGUUCUAUUUCAUUUUGACGAAUCUACUUGUUCACGAUGCCACUAACUGUUUUGAAGCUGGGAACUAAAUUUGUUUUGUAUUCCUGAAUAAAUAAGAGAUAAGGCAGGCUGUACUGUCUACACUGUGAUGUCAUCAAGCCUGGAAUAUUAACCCAAUUGUGGCUGAAAUAAUUUUUGUUUUUGUGGUUUUAAGAAUGGCAAUCAGGAAAGUGGCUGAGACCAUGGAAGAAAUUAUGUUUCAGAAAAUAAUGGAUGAGAUUGAGAUAACGAAACAAACCCUGAGACAGGGUAGACAGGAGAUGAAAAUUGAAUUAGGCAAAAUGACGCAGGAGCUUAAAGAAAUAGGGGAUCUUGUGAGAGAGGAGAUUGAUGAGAUUAGAGAUGAGAAAAGAAAAAUUAAAGGGAAGAUACAAGCCCUGGAGAUUGGAACAAAUGUGGAAUUGGAAAAAGAUCUGGAGUUUAUGGAUAUUAGAAACAAAGUUUACUGUUUGGAAUUCAACGUUGUCUCUGAAGAAAUUAAUGAAGAUAUUAGAGAUAAAGUUAUCAAUGGCUUGGAUAAUUUUCUGGACUGGAAUGAUGUGAUGGAGCUUGACAUAGAAAAAAUCUAUGGAAUUAACUACAGAUAUGUGACAAUGGAAAAAUUAUCAAGAGAUGAGUCAGUGCAUUUUGUAAAAAAGAAGAACAGAGAUAUGACUUUACAACAAUAUUUCAGCAACAUAUUCAGAAUUGAUGGCAAGGAAAUAUUUGUGAUAAAGGAAAUUCCCAUCAGACUCUUAUUAUAUGACUAUGGCUAUGACAGCAAGAUUAAUAUGGGAUACUGAUAAUGGAAGAAUGGAUACUGAAAUUACUGGACUGAACAGGACUAUUGAAGAUGGAAGAUGGAAUUAAUAUUGAUAAUGGAAGAAUGGCUAUUGAAAUAAUUGGAUCUAACAGGUUUGAUGAGAUGGAUUAAUCUAUAUGUUUAUUUGGACUAUGGCUAUGACAACAAGAUUAUUAUGGGAUACUGAUAAUGGAAGAAUGGCUACUGAAAUUACUGCACUUAACAGGAUUAUUGAUAAUGGAAGAAUGGCUACUGAAAUUACUGGACUUAACAGGAUUAUUGAAGAUGGAAGAUGGAAUUAACGUUGAUAAUGGAAGAAUGGCUAUUGAAAUUAUUGGACCUAACAGAUUUGAACGAGAUGGAUUAAUCGACAUGUUUAUUUGGAGAAAAAUUGAAAGAUAUAUCUCUCAAGGAAUUGAAACCUCUCUUUGACUUUUUGUGGAAAGAAUAAAGUAAUGUUUAUGAGAUUUGAUGAUUAAUUAAGAUAACUA
Molecule: messenger RNA, 3094 nt
Organism: Rhineura floridana
Lineage: Eukaryota; Metazoa; Chordata; Lepidosauria; Squamata; Rhineuridae
Exons: 2
Coding region: 1978-2604 (208 amino acids)
Source: RefSeq, a predicted model, not a curated record